This is a messenger RNA of Klebsormidium nitens, 1565 nucleotides long. The record is from the annotation of a GenBank genome assembly. Lineage: Eukaryota; Viridiplantae; Streptophyta; Klebsormidiophyceae; Klebsormidiales; Klebsormidiaceae.
CUUUUGAAAUGACGAAGGGCUGUGCACCACCGUCACGGCGACACAACGCCUCAACUCUUCUGAAAGCUGCGAUCGAAAGCUGCGUGCAGCUUUCGCCUCUGCCAUCUACAGACUUCUGGCGGCCAGAAGGCCCCUUCAGCUUCUGCUAGCACUAGUGGCAGAGGCAGAUACUCAGCUCUGUGCUCAGCCUUGAGGAUUGGGUUUUGGUUGAGCGGGAGGGCUUGAAGGGCAAAGAUACAGACGCUUGACAGAAGAAGCCGCUUUGGAGAAGUGAACUGCUCGUUUGACUCGUCGAUUGGCGUUGGUUCAUCAACUUUUUGCAGAGGACGUGCAGUCUUUUUUCCUGCAAAGAUGGCCCGAGGCAAGAAGCGGGUUAUUGAAGAGGAGUCGUCGGAAGCCGAAUCUGACUUUGAUGAGGAACCCAGUCCAAGCGGUCAAGAGGUUGAACCACAGAACGAGAAAAGCCUUUAUGAGGUUUUGGGGGUCAGUAAAUCCGCUUCACAAGCAGAGGUCAAGAAGGCAUAUCACCGGAUGGCUCUGAUCCUUCAUCCUGACAAGAAUCCGGGGAAUGAGGAUGCAAAGGAGAAGUUUCAGGUACUUCAGAGAGUGUUCUCUGUCUUGGGAGACCCUGAGAAGAGGAAGGUGUAUGAUCAGACAGGCAGUCUGGAAGAUUCAGAACUGUCUGGGGACCAGUUCAACAAUCUCUAUGACUACUACCGAUCCGUCUAUCAGAAGGUGACCGCAGAGGAUAUUGACAGCUACGAGGCCUCUUACCGAGGCUCCGCUUUGGAGACAGAAGAGCUGAAGGGCUACUACAAAAGGUUCAAGGGGGACAUGAGAAAGGUCUUUGGCUGGCUGGUCUGUUCUCGAGAGGACCUGGACAGCCAUCGCUUCAAAGAAACGCUUGAUCAAGCAAUUGCGGAAGGUUCCUUGGAAGAGUAUCCGCGCUACCGAAAGUGGGCCAAGGGCGUAGCGAAGAAGCCGAAGCCAGCGGAGGAUCCUUUGGCCAGGCCGCAGAAAAAAAGCAUUAAAAGCAACGGAGCGCUGAGUGAUUUAACGGCGUUGAUCAGAAAAGGGCAGGCUGAGCGGAACAGCGACUUCUUUUCCAAGCUCGAGGAGAAGUACGGCAUAGCAAAAGGAGGCAAAAACAAAGGCAGGGCCAGUGCAAACGAGCCUAGCGAAGAGGAAUUUCAGGCAGCACAGCAGCGCGUCUUGCAUGGGGGCGCUGUCAAACCAAAGAAGCAUCGAGCAGCAAGAGUCGAGUAGUCGUCUCGAAUACAUUUUCGGGAAACGGAUGCAAGUCUUCUGUCUCCAGAACCACAAUAUAGACCAUGUGCCGAAUGCGUUCCAUGAAACCUUUCUGCCGAAAGGCGGAUUGCCAGUUGUGACAUUGUCCUGUACUCUGUGCAAAAGGUUUGAUGGAGCGUUAGGCCGCGUACCUUCAAAUCUGUGCGGGCUUUAUCAGAAUUUGAAAUGAAAGUCGUGAAGAGGCGGAGGCGACAAGGACUUGGUAACAUCCUUCUACAAGAGGACCGCGUUACUCCUGUAUGGGCUUUCAUUGCAGC